ACCGCCUGAUUUUCCCCUAUUUUCAGUUUUACCUUUUUUGUGCUAUUUUAUGCUUAUUUAUCUUAUAUAAGCAGCUGACCGUUGGAGCAUUGCACAAUCCGGGGCAGCUUCGAUCGAUUUCACACACCGCUGACUGCUGGGCAAGUGACUUCCGGCUUUUGGCCACCUCUCCUCUGAGAGCCAAGCCCCAAAAGCCAAAGUGGCCAACUAUAAAUGGCUAUGUUGUUGUCAAAAUGCUGCCACAAAUUUGACGAGAGUGCAACGCGAUGGAGCUGCCAAUUGGGAAGUUAUUCGGUGUGUUGCAUCUAAUGUUGCUCGUUUCGCCGGCAAUGUUGCAGCAACAACUGUUCUACCAUCCCAGGCAAUUGUACAGCGAUUCACCGCGUCUGCGAAGAUUCGAGUAUGCAGCUGCCACGCCCUUUGUGGGCGGUGGCUACAAUCCAGUUGCUCCUCCGCCGCCGUCGGCGUUGCACUACCAACAGCAGACACCGCACUUCCAGCUAAUCAACUAUCGACCCAGCUAUCAGCCGUUGGCCCUGGAGUACCAGCAACAGCAGCUGCCCGCUCCUGCCCCGCCCCUGCCGCCCCUCUAUCCGCAGCAGAGUGUCCAGUAUCAGCAGAGGACUAUUGCUCCCCACUCCGAGUUGGCCAAAUAUCGCUAUGAGGGGAACUAUCUGCCGGUGCAAAGGAUCGCCCUGCAGCAGCAGCAACCUCAACGUCGCGCCGAGGAGCAACUACAGCAGCAGCAGCAGCAGCAACACUUGUUGCAACAACAGCAGCAGCAGCAACUCUACAAUGUGCCACCGGCUCUCUUCACCAGCGAUGUGCUGCAUGUGAUUCCACCUCGCAUUGCCAGAUUGCAGGAACAGCAGCAGCAACCCUCGCAGAAUGUCCAAACCGAGCGACCCAGAAGGUUUGCCAAGGAUCUGGACACGGAUGUUGCUGAGAGCAAAGGUCACCAAAACACCGAUCGAAGCGGCAAGGAAACCAAAUACUUUCAUGACAUUUUCAUGCGCUUUGAUGGCCCAAAUUCGCGGAGUCACGGUCACGUCCUCAAGCAUCCGAAGUCCCAGGAAAAGCGAUUUGAGUCGCAGCGAGGCACGAACCGCUACAGGGGCGAGGUGAUUUGGACGGAUCGUCAAGGAGGCCACGGCGAGCACCGCUGGGACAUGGCGCAAGGAAAACUCUAGGAGCAGACCUUGAUUUGCAUACCCCUUCCUCUAUCAUUCCCCUCCCCCUAACUAACUCUGUACAUACCCAUCGGAACUCUUGCAUAAAUCGUGACUUUUCAUAA
Drosophila takahashii is the source of this 1294-nucleotide messenger RNA. Its product is annotated as nuclear transcription factor Y subunit beta. The record is from RefSeq and is a predicted model, not a curated record. NCBI's taxonomy places the organism in Eukaryota, Metazoa, Arthropoda, Insecta, Diptera, Drosophilidae.